This is a messenger RNA of Spinacia oleracea (spinach), 680 nucleotides long. Its product is annotated as protein BRASSINAZOLE-RESISTANT 1-like. Gene Ontology annotation, molecular function: DNA-binding transcription factor activity. The transcript has 2 exons. Gene Ontology annotation, biological process: DNA-templated transcription; brassinosteroid mediated signaling pathway. The coding region runs from base 6 to 485 and encodes 159 amino acids. Lineage: Eukaryota; Viridiplantae; Streptophyta; Magnoliopsida; Caryophyllales; Amaranthaceae. The record is from RefSeq and is a predicted model, not a curated record.
UAGGGAUGAAGAAGAGUAACAAGGCAAGAGGGUGUAUUAAGACAAGUAGAGGGCCUUGGGUUGUACGUCGAAACACGAAGAAGAAAGGUGUUGUAAGCUCACUCAGGUUUCCUAGUGAAAGAGAACGCCAAAACAACCAGGAGAGGGAGAAGAGACGACGCCUUAUCACCAGGAGAAUAUUUGCAGGGCUUCGUGAUCAUGGCGGUUAUAAGUUGCCUAAACAUGCUGAUAACAAUGACCUCUUAAAGGCGUUAUGUCAUGAAGCAGGAUGGCAUGUUGAAGAGGAUGGUGCAAUCUGUAAGAAGGAUGCUGUGACUCGGAAUGUAGGGUUGAACAGUGAGAUAUUGGCUCAAGUCUCGAGUGACGGUAUUGCUUCUGAAGAUCAAUUUCAUUUUAAUGGAAGUUAUGGAUGCAUUCAGGAAUCUGUUGGAGGCGGCACCAUUGAUUUAACACUCUCACUUUCUCUACCUGCCUAUAAUCUAUAACUAGUUAGUAUCUUACUUAACAAUAGGUAUUGAAGAUAUCAAGAAAUUAUUGACAAAUACAUGAGAGUGUAAAUGAAAAACUCUAUUAAUGACUGAAAGAUAUGGUGGAGGUUCUGAGUUGUUUCCCAGGUUUAUUGUAUCAUGAACUACUCAAUAUUAACGUAAUUUAGUUCAACUGUCAAAUUAGUACUGUUA